Messenger RNA from Bombina bombina (fire-bellied toad), 2311 nucleotides. It is a transcript of the gene ZNF511, whose product is annotated as zinc finger protein 511. The transcript has 6 exons. The coding region runs from base 78 to 884 and encodes 268 amino acids. NCBI's taxonomy places the organism in Eukaryota, Metazoa, Chordata, Amphibia, Anura, Bombinatoridae. The record is from RefSeq and is a predicted model, not a curated record.
AAUAGCCAUGUGGAUCUCUAAUAUCUGGUUUGACACAUUAUAUCCGGGGUACUUGUGGUACUGAGUGUGUGGUAGAGAUGGCGUCUCUUGAGUUGUUUAAAUUGCUGACUGAUCCUACGGGGCUGAACUUAGUUGUUCUACCCGUGCUUCCAGUGGAAAGAAGAGUGGAUACAACGAAUGUUUUUACUUUUACACCGCGCAGGGUUUGCUUUACCAGGGAACAUGACUUUUUUGAAGAUGGAGAUGUGCACCGGCAUUUGUAUCUCCAAGAUAUGCUGACAAACCUUGGAGAAGUGCAAGAAAAACCCAAGGUGGCAGAAUUCCAGUGCCAAACGGCAGGCUGCUCUCAGGUCUUUGACACCCUUGAGUCAUACGAGCAUCAUUAUAACACACUCCAUAGAAAUGUGUGCGCUUCCUGCAAACGUUCCUUCCCGUCCGUCAGACUCCUUGACAUUCACAUCCUUGAGUGGCAUGAUUCGCUUUUCCAAAUCAUGGCAGAGAAAGCCAACAUGUAUCAGUGUUUGGUGGAGGGAUGUCAGGAGAGGUUCAAAACUAGUGCCGAUCGGAAAGACCACUUGAUUAAAAUUCACCUCUAUCCAUCAGAUUUUCGCUUUGACAAGCCCAAGAAACAACAAUGUAAACCCAAACAAAGGAGCCCAAUAAAAAAUGUGCCCGUGGCUAUGGAAGUUGUGUCUGGAGAUGGCCUUGUAGUGGAAUCCAUGGAGACCUGUUCUUCUCAAGGAAAUCAAGGAUCUACAGAAAACUACAGCGCAGGAAGUGCUAGAAUAUCAUCUAAUCCUCAGAACAAAAAUAGGGUCCCUUCUACGAUUUGCUUUGGUCAUGGAUCUGCUAGAGGAUUUAAACACACAAAGAAAAAGAAAUAAAGUCAAUUUUGUUUACUUACAAUAAAAACUCGUUAAGAGAGAAGAGAAUGUAAAUUCUUCUGGAACAUGAACAUGUAUGAACGCAAAAUAUUUCGCAUUACCAGUACUAGGGCUUGUGCGAACAAGAAGCAGUGUGAACACACUAAGAACAUACUUAUUUCUCAUCUGCUGUUUUAAAAAUCUUGAAAGCACUCAGACACUUUUCACUAUUUUUAUAUCCAAUGAGUGAUAUAUAAUGUAUUUACAACAUAAAAAAUGUUUUGUUUUUUUCUUUAAAUAUUAAUUGGCAGGUGUACAGCAUAAAUUAAUUUCUGCCUUGAACACUUUGGUGGGCUAUUUUGAGAAAUACAAUUUAAAAGAAAGAUCUCUCAAUAGUUGACAAUAUUUUAAUCUAAACCAGAUAAAACGGUAAUGAUGUUGUUCUCUUGUUUUAAUUUUCAGUGGGGUUUCUGAUACCUCAGAAUGUGGAAAAAGGCAGCCGCUAGCAGUGUUCAGCUCUUCUGAGACGGAUUUUGUGGAUUUGCACAAAGCUUAGUGUGUUGCACGUUCACAAGAAGAAAUCCAGCUCCGAAAAGAGCUGAGCACCACUAGCCGGAAGGCUUUUUCCACAUUUGGAGUAUAUAUUAAUUGUUUGCAAAUAGCUCCUUUACAUGUUUUUUUCAUUUGAAAUAGCUGCCUUUGCUUGUUUAAACUAGCACCCAUACUGAAAAUAUAAAUUCUGCAGAAAAAGGUAUGUAAAAAAAAAAAAAAAGAGGUUAGCCCAUUUGAAAGAGUUCCUUACAGUGAACUCUAAUCAGCUUGUUGUCUGAGUACAUUGUCCCUUUAAUCAUCAGUUAAUCAAGCAGUGGUUUGGUCAUUUUGAUAGUCUACAUAUAGUUUGUGACCACUAGAAAGUGAGAACCAGUUCAAUUCCUUUAUAUUUUACUUGUUCAUAGCUUGAUUGACUACAGGCAUUUGUAUAUAGUUACAAAUCCAAAAUUAUUCUGCCUGUGUCUUUGGUUUGUUUAUUGUGAUCUAAAAUGCAAAUGCUAGUCUAUAUUUAUAUAAUACAACUCCUUUUGGAAUAUUUUUCCGGGUGAUUUGUAUAGAAAAGCAUUAACUAUUAUAUAAAUCUACCUUUAGGUUGUAUGUAUAAGUAUCAUAAGAUACUGUUGUUUACACUUGGUCCCAUCUUCUCUCCAUACUUUCCCAAUCUUCAGAUACAAAUAUAUAAAUAUUCUUAAAUUCAAACUAUUCCACGAUCCAACAUUUUUUUUCCAGUCCCAAGCAGAUUGGACAAAGUGUUUUGUAGAUGUAUUUGUACAUACAGGGAAUGAGUUAAGUUGCAGUAUUGUUUUGGUUACUGAAUCUUCGUUUGUUCCUUCCUAUUUUUCAUUGCUUCUUUAUUAUAUUUUUGAUAACAAAAUAUAAACGUAUUUAUCAAACUG